Messenger RNA from Physella acuta, 453 nucleotides. RefSeq names its product lysophosphatidic acid receptor 2-like. Lineage: Eukaryota; Metazoa; Mollusca; Gastropoda; Physidae. The record is from RefSeq and is a predicted model, not a curated record.
UAGACAGGACUACUCUAGACCAGGAUGACAACAUAGACAGGAUGAAUGUAGCUCCUGAGGCUGAUAUCCAGGCACAUCCAGCCAAACUUAAGAAGCGCAAAACUAGAAAAGUCCGUUUUUUGAAAUGUCAACAUCUCCGUGACCUGCGGACCAUCAAGACGUUGAUGCUGAUGUUCGUCAUCUACUUCAUCUGCUGGAGUCCCAUCAUGGCCUGCAAGUUUGCCUUCCAUCUCUUGAUGGUAGAUAUAGACAAGAAAUGGUUCUACACGGCAUGGAUUGUGGGAGCCUCCAACUCUCUCUGGAACUUUGCUGUGUACCCACUACGGAAGGCGGAGCUGCGCAGAGCUAUACGGAAAAUUAUGUGCAACGUGUUCGCUCAUUAGUGGACUGAAAUAUGUGUGAGACAUCGACGACCUUAAUGAAUACUUCUGUUGUAUUUACAUAGUGGUUUGA